GGUUUUUUGACAUCCUUUAGCUCUCAAUCGGUCGUACGUUUUUUUCUGCUCAGACAAACCGGCCGCAAUCUGCUACAACUUCCACAUUUUGUCCUGUAGUGCAGCUCCAGUGCCUCAGUGUUUACCCCAGAGGAACCAGUGGCGUGUGUCUGUCAUCAGUUUCCUGCGUGUUUGGGGCUCUGAUAACGCUGAACAGGAAGACGCACGCAACGAGACGUCUGGACUGAGAGAGGAAACUGCUGCGGCUUCUUCGUCAGCCUCAGAAUGACUGAGUUCUGGGUUUGUUUCAGCUGCUGCAUUGCAGAGCAGCCACAACCGAAACGACGGCGACGAAUCGAUCGCUCCAUGAUCGGAGAACCAACAAAUUUUGUUCACACGACACAUGUAGGCUCCGGGGACAUGGGCAUAGGAUUGGCAUCAGUGGACCUUGUUCAGGCCCAGAUGAAAUCUAAAGGGGGCUACUCACACGGAGGCUCGGAAGGUUCUCAAUUGUAACAAGCCCUUCACAGUCUUGUGGAAACUACUGUUGUUGAUAUGAGGAAGCAUUUUCCAAAAGCAGUUUUGUCUAUGAUGGAUGCAGGACCAAAAGAUGAAACAACUGCUUUUCCAUAAUGUUGUAUAUAUUUUUAUUUUUAUUUUCCAUUCCUUUUUUUAAUGAAAGCACUGCUGUCCAUUUGCUGCCAUGCUGUUGCACUGUAAAGAGUAACUGUUAAUAGUGGAUAAGAGGGGUUAGAAAGCUCAUAAAUCUCAGUCAGAUGUAUGCUUGUGUGUAUGCAUGAGGAAAAUAUUUUCAAAAAUAUUUGCUGUCGUAGCUCAUUUGGAUGCCUGUAUUUAUUAUUUGAUUUGUAAACGGACCUCAUGGUGGCUGGGCCACACUGGAGAUUUGGAACAUUCAGUUUCUGUCUUUAUUCUCAGAGGUUUAUCAAAGAACAGGUGGCAAAGCAAAAGCGAUAUGUUCAUUGUUUUAAUCUGAAAAACACUCAUGAUUGUCCGAGUCGCUUUCAGGGUUAAAGAUCGCUGUUUUGUAAUAAACUUGAAAUGCGUAGAGUACACUGGACCACACGUUGUACACUCACACUUGCUUAGGAAUUUUGCAUUGAUUUCAACUGUUUUUUGGGUUUUUUUAAAUAUUCAUUUAGAUCAAACCUUAUAGAAUUUUAAUAAACAAUGAACUUUCUAAUCUGC
Molecule: messenger RNA, 1185 nt
Organism: Solea senegalensis (Senegalese sole)
Lineage: Eukaryota; Metazoa; Chordata; Actinopteri; Pleuronectiformes; Soleidae
Product: CDC42 small effector protein 2-like
Exons: 5
Coding region: 265-495 (76 amino acids)
Biological process (GO): regulation of Rho protein signal transduction
Cellular component (GO): plasma membrane
Molecular function (GO): small GTPase binding
Source: RefSeq, a predicted model, not a curated record